CAUGGACCAUGGUGCACACAAUUAGAAAGUGGAUUGAAAGGAAAAAGAAAAAGGAAUAUGACAAGUCGAAGAGUAAACUUCAUUUGCACUAUUGCACCAUAAAGAAGACGUUAGCAAAUUUAAUUGAAAAACCCAAAAAGAAUAAAAAGAAAAAAGAGUGAAUCGUGAAGAACUAAUUAGAAACUUCCCACUAGAAAAACCCAAUUGUUGACCAAUACUCCCCAAAUUUUUUCAUCAAAAUUUCAAAGAAUCACAAAACCCCAUCAAUCAAAAUCAUCAUUUUCUGGGUUUUAAUUGGCGGGUUUUACGGAAAUUCGUGUAAAAUUGAUUACCCAAAUGGAGGAUCAGCUGAUAUCUCCGGCAGAUGUUCAUGGAAGUCCGGCGAAAGAGCAACAAGCAGCAGGAGUUGGAAUUCUGCUUCAAAUUAUGAUGUUGGUUCUUUCUUUUGUACUUGGUCAUGUUUUGCGUCGCCAUAAAUUUUAUUAUCUUCCUGAAGCUAGCGCUUCUCUUUUGAUUGGUUUAGUUGUUGGUGGACUUGCUAAUAUCUCUAAUACAGAAACUAGCAUCAGGGAAUGGUUUAACUUUCACGAGGAGUUUUUCUUUCUUUUCUUAUUACCGCCUAUCAUAUUCCAGUCAGGGUUUAUUCUUGCUCCUAAACCAUUCUUCUCAAAUUUUGGAGCCAUUGUUACAUUUUCUGUUCUUGGAACCUUUAUAGCCUCAAUUUUGACUGGCCUUUUGGUGUAUCUUGGCGGGGUCACAUAUCUUAUCUACAAACUCCCAUUUGUUGAAUGUAUGAUGUUUGGAGCGCUGAUAACAUCAACUGAUCCUAUAACUGUUUUGGCAAUAUUCCAGGAACUUGGCACAGAUGUGAAUCUUUAUGCCUUGGUUUUUGGAGAAUCAGUUUUGAAUGAUGCGGUUGCAAUUUCCCUGUACAGGUCAAUGUCGGCGUUGAAGGGUCAGUCAUCAAGUCAGAAUGUGUUCACGUUCUUCUUGAGGUUUAUUGAGACUUUUGCUGGCUCAAUGUCUUCAGGGGUUGGUGCUGGAUUCAUAUCUGCUCUGCUUUUCAAGUAUGCAGGUCUAGAUAUUGAAAACCUUCAGAACUUGGAAUGCUGUCUGUUUGUUCUUUUCCCUUAUUUCUCGUACAUGCUUGCGGAAGGUCUUGGGCUCUCUGGUAUCGUGUCCAUACUGUUCACCGGGAUUGUCAUGAAGCACUAUACUUACUCAAAUUUGUCCGAGAAGUCUCAACAAUUUGUGUCUGGAUUUUUCCAUCUAAUAUCAUCCUUAGCUGAGACUUUUAUAUUCAUAUACAUGGGCCUUGAUAUUGUCAUGGAGAAGCAUAGCUGGUCGCAUAUAGGCUUUAUCUUCUUCGCAAUUAUAACUAUUGUGCUAGCCAGGGCUGUCAAUGUCUUCUCAUGUGGAUAUUUGGUCAAUUUGGUUAGACCAGCACAUAGAAAGAUACCAAUGACGCAUCAGAAAGCGCUUUGGUACAAUGGACUUCGAGGGGCUAUGGCUUUUGCUCUUGCUCUCCAGUCUGUUCAUGAUCUGCCUGAAGGGCAUGGCCAGACGAUAUUCACAGCUACCACGGCAAUAGUUGUUUUAACGGUUUUGCUUAUUGGUGGAACAACAGGAACCAUGCUUGAAUCUUUGCAAGUUAUUGGUGAUACCCCUGAGGGCCACCUAGAUGGCUUCAAUAGGAGCGAUGGCUUUGUGUCUUCUGGCCAAGAAGACGAGGGAUCAUCUUCAAACAGAUUUAAGAUGAGACUAAAAGAAUUCCAUAGAAGCGCUCCAUCUUUUUCAUCAUUGGACAAAAACUAUCUGACCCCAUUCUUCACUACCCAGACCGGUGAUGAAGAAGAAGAAGAAAAUCUGAUGCUCACUCCAAGAAGAGAAGUCUACAGUACUCGUAACUGAUUCAUUCUUUUGCAAUAUAAUGAUGAUUAAUCAAUAGAGAGUAGUCCUGACAUGGUGGAUCAUGCUUUAACAACUGAAAGAGGCCAUUCACAAAACUUAAGUUCCGUACAUAUGCUAGUGAGCUGGUUCACGCUAAAGCUGGAAGUAGUGAUGUCCAUUACUACUGUAAAACAUGCAUAUAAACUGAUUAGCUGGUUAGUUUGCUGAUCAUUGUCUGAUUCCUUAAAUUUUAGAGAUCAGAUGUUCCUUGUCAGAGUUUAAUCAGGUGCGAUGGAUACCAAAUUCAAUGCAUGUAUAGAGAUCAUUUGUACUGAACUUCAUGGCUGUCUCAUCUCGUGUGUAUCAAAGAAACAAAAAGAACAUUUUUCCUUACAGUAUAGUGUGGCAUUCGUCACUUACAGGGUUACAGUUGCAAACUUGCAAUAGAUGAGCUUGAUAAUUGAUAGCAAUUCAAUAGUUAUUAUGUAAGGAGAAAUGAGUAUGUUCUAAGUAGUAUAAAUGUUGUCGAUCACCUAUGAGUGAAAUGAAACCUUUACUCGCAGAUUCCACAAAUGAUUUGUUUAACACUUGGUAAAUUUAUAUCCAAUGAGUGUUAUAAUGUUAUUUAGUCAA
Chenopodium quinoa (quinoa) is the source of this 2523-nucleotide messenger RNA. Its product is annotated as sodium/hydrogen exchanger 6-like. The transcript is spliced from 22 exons. Gene Ontology annotation, cellular component: membrane; endosome. Gene Ontology annotation, molecular function: sodium:proton antiporter activity. The coding region runs from base 337 to 1911 and encodes 524 amino acids. Gene Ontology annotation, biological process: sodium ion transport; regulation of pH; proton transmembrane transport. Lineage: Eukaryota; Viridiplantae; Streptophyta; Magnoliopsida; Caryophyllales; Amaranthaceae. The record is from RefSeq and is a predicted model, not a curated record.